AGUUAUCCAUAUUUCAGUUUAGUGGGUGGCCCGCUGAGCGCGCAUGUCUACUUCCUGCUACCUUCCUCCUCUACUUUCCUUGGUUUAUAAAAACCCCUCCGUUCACAUUUCUCUUUGAAUUCAAACUCCAAUUUUCUAUAUUUGUCGGAUUGUUCGAAACCGCGUCAACAUUCACUCCUUUUCUUCUUUCUGGUUUGUUUACCUCAAUUCUAGCGAAGAAGAAACCCUAAAUUUAUCUGGAAAUCGAGGUGUGAUGAAUACUUUAGUCCAAGGAUAUAUGGCUCCGGCAAACGAUUUCCAGCUGAAUUGCCGGUCGAGAUCAGUUUUCCCCGAAGAAAACCGUGUUUUGGGGCGUAAUCAGAACCUCAUAAAUGGCGACGAAUAUCCAUCUGAAGGGGAAGUUUCCGUUACAUCGCAGGAUGAAGGGUCGUGUUCAUCGCCGGAGGGGGAGCUCUCUAAAGAAAUGGAUCACUCCGAUGCAAUUCUCAAGUUCAUAGGCAUCAUGCUCAUGGAGGAGGAGGAUUUGGAAAACAAACCGUGUAUGCUGCACGACUGCUUGGCUCUCCAAGCUACUGAGAAAUCGCUCUACGAUGUCCUCAACAACAACAAUUCCGAUCAAACUGACAGCUCAUCAGACAUCACCAGCUUCCUCGAGUCUAGUUGGAGUGACAAUAUGAGGGAUUUCGAAUCCGGCUCCGAAAUUCAGUAUCAGUCUACUCCGCCGCCGAGGGAGAAGAAGCACAGGUACAGGGAUGACGGCGGCGAUGAUUACAGGAGCAAUAAACAGUUGGCCAACAACGUCGUUGGAGGCGAAUCGGAGCCCUUGGAUAUAUUCGACAAGGUGCUGCUGUGUUCCAACUCAGACGCGGAUUUGAUGUCCGAUUGCAGAAAACCGGAUGAAAACGAGGCGAAGAAGAAAUGGCCGCAGCGGAAAGGAUCGGGCAGGGGGCGGCCGAGAGGAGGCAAGAAGCAAGGCGUGAUCAAGGAAGUGGUGGAUCUGCGUAGUCUGUUAAUGCAAUGCGCGCAGGCUGUAGCCACCUUCGACAGCAGGACCGUAAACGACCUGCUGGCUAAGAUACGGCAGCAUUCCUCCCCAAUGGGCGACGGCACCGAGCGCCUCGCCCAUUACUUCGCCAAGGCGCUCGAGGCCCGUGUGGCGGGAACUGGCUCGGCCGCCUACGCGGCCUUCUCCAACAGGAUAUCAGCCGCGGUGGUCCUGAGAGGUUACCAGACAUACAUCACGGCUUGCCCUUUCAAGAAAAUGUCGAAUGUUUUAGCCAACAAAACCAUCAAGAAACUCGCCCAUUCUGCAACAACCCUUCAUAUAAUCGACUUCGGCAUCCUGUAUGGAUUCCAGUGGCCCUGCCUCAUCCAGGCGCUCUCCGAGAGGCCCAUGGGGCCCCCCAAGCUCCGCAUCACCGGGAUCGACUUCCCACAGCCGGGGUUCCGCCCUGCAGAGCGGGUGGCCGACACAGGCGAUCGCCUGGCCAGGUACUGCCAGAGAUUCGGAGUCCCGUUCGAGUACAAUGCGAUAGCGCAGAAAUGGGAGACCAUCAAAGUGGAGGAGCUGAAGAUCGACAAGGAUGAGCUGGUGGUGGUGAACUCCCUGUACCGGCUGCAGAAUGUGCCGGACGAGACAGUUGUGGUCAACAGCCCAAGGGAUGCAGUGCUCAAGCUCAUCAAGAAGAUCAAUCCAGACAUGUUUAUCCAUGGAGUGGUGAACGGCACUUACAACACGCCCUUCUUCGUCACCCGCUUCAGGGAGGCGCUGUUCCAGUACUCGUCGCUCUUCGACAUGUACGAGGCCACGCUGCCCCGCGAGGACCCCAACAGGCUGCUCUUCGAGGAGGAGGUGUUCGGGAAGGACGCCAUCAACAUCAUAGCGUGCGAGGGGACGGAGCGCCUCGACCGCCCGGAGACGUACAAGCAGUGGCAGGCGAGGAAUGUGAGGGCCGGCUUCAGGCAGCUCCCGCUGGAUCAGCAGAUCGUGAGAUACGUUAAGAAUAAGGUGAAGGCCGAGUAUCACCAGGACUUCUCGGUUGAUGAAGAUGGGAAAUGGAUGUUACAGGGAUGGAAAGGCCGAGUUCUUCACGCCUUCUCUUGCUGGAAACCUGCUCACAACUGAUUCUUUUCUCACUUUUAAGAGGAUCCUUUUCUUAUCUUUUUUCCGGAACAUUUUGUACCAAAUACAUAUUUAUGCGUUCAAUAUUUCAUUGACUCUCUUCUUCAUCA
Molecule: messenger RNA, 2232 nt
Organism: Salvia miltiorrhiza (redroot sage)
Lineage: Eukaryota; Viridiplantae; Streptophyta; Magnoliopsida; Lamiales; Lamiaceae
Product: scarecrow-like protein 33
Exons: 2
Coding region: 254-2125 (623 amino acids)
Biological process (GO): regulation of DNA-templated transcription
Cellular component (GO): nucleus
Molecular function (GO): DNA-binding transcription factor activity; sequence-specific DNA binding
Source: RefSeq, a predicted model, not a curated record